Molecule: messenger RNA, 841 nt
Organism: Temnothorax curvispinosus
Lineage: Eukaryota; Metazoa; Arthropoda; Insecta; Hymenoptera; Formicidae
Gene: Srp9
Product: signal recognition particle 9 kDa protein
Exons: 3
Coding region: 182-418 (78 amino acids)
Biological process (GO): negative regulation of translational elongation; SRP-dependent cotranslational protein targeting to membrane
Cellular component (GO): signal recognition particle, endoplasmic reticulum targeting
Molecular function (GO): 7S RNA binding
Source: RefSeq, a predicted model, not a curated record
UUCUGCUGCCGUGUGUUACGUGCACGUGACAAGCGAUUGACGGUUUCGCGAGUGUUUUUCGUCGAGAAACGACUUGGGCAUUGCUCUCGAGCUCGUUAGAACAUUUAAUUUAGUUUACCUCGCGCGUACUUUUUGCCUCACGAGACUUAACCGACACGUCGACCACUUGUCGGCGAUAACGAUGACGUAUCUGAGCUCGUGGGAGGAAUUCGAAAGGGGCGCCGAGAGGUUAUAUCUGCAGGAUCCGAUAAACACUCGGUAUACGAUGAAGUAUUGCCACAGUAAAGGGGUUUUGUGUCUAAAGUUAACGGACAAUCGACGGUGCCUCCAGUAUAAAACGGAAAUAGCUCAGGACUUGAAAAAAAUGGAAAAAUUCAUAGGCAAUCUCAUGAGACACAUGGCGUCGAAAGACAGUUAAAUGAGACUUGUGUAUGUAGAAAUAUGUUCCUCGUGAAGACUAAAGACGUACUGUUUUUAUUCAACAAGUUUUUUCUUCUCGUCUCACAUGAUCCAACGACUGCGGUCCACAGAUAUCAAUUUUAAUUAAGGUAAUGAACGUUAUCUUACAUGUACCAACAAGUGCAUAUAAAACUGUUUCAUUUUGUAUUAAAGUUUUACAAUUGUUUCGGGUGGCUCCGUUGCCUUCUCGUUAAAGUUCUGAAACAAUCCCAAAUUCAUCGUGUAAGUUAAAUCGAGCGACACCAAGGAUAUAAUAUAGAGAGAACUUUUCCAACGUUUAUAUAAUGUAUUAACUUUUUUGAUAUAUAUCCAAAGUUAUGUCCUUAAGUAUGUGAUGCAUAUUGUAUUAGAUAUUAAUAAAGCCAGGUAUAUACAAGUCAAA